Molecule: messenger RNA, 1635 nt
Organism: Triplophysa rosa
Lineage: Eukaryota; Metazoa; Chordata; Actinopteri; Cypriniformes; Nemacheilidae
Gene: sgms2b
Product: sphingomyelin synthase 2b
Exons: 6
Coding region: 58-1260 (400 amino acids)
Biological process (GO): sphingomyelin biosynthetic process; ceramide biosynthetic process
Cellular component (GO): endoplasmic reticulum membrane; Golgi membrane
Molecular function (GO): ceramide cholinephosphotransferase activity; sphingomyelin synthase activity
Source: RefSeq, a predicted model, not a curated record
CAAGUGGGCGUGGCUGCAGGUGUGGGCGGGGUUUAUAGGCCAUCGGUAAACUGUUUGAUGUCAGAUCCGUUCAGGCUUGUGCGGCUUUCUCAGCUACACCAGACAAACAGAGUGAUGGCUGCGUCUCAGCUCCUAGAUGAGCGAGAAGAUGAGAUGGAGAACGAGGGCUACCAUAUGAUGGUGACAAUAGAAGGCAGGACACACCUCCAGACCACACCCACAGGACAGAUACGCCCCUACCUGGACAUGCCGAGCGGUCAUACCGAUGACAAGCCCGAUGUCAGCGAGUCACGGAACGGCUUCCGUAAAACCUUGCGCAAAAACCAGGACUACGUCCGUAUCCCCAUCCCAAAGGCCAACAUCAUCCAGGCGACGGCCGUCUCUCGUCUCCCGGCCGAGUGGUGGAAGACCUGUAUGGCCUUCAUCUGGGCGGCUUUUAACCUGGUGUUGACCACCGUCAUGAUCACUGUGGUGCACGAGAGAGUCCCGGAUAAAUCCAUCAGUCCACCGUUACCGGAUAAAUUCUUUGAUUACGUGGCUCGUGUGGAGUGGGCGUUCUCCGUCACAGAGGUGAAUGGAAUGAUUCUAGUGGCUCUGUGGUUCAUUCAGUGGCUCUUUCUCAAACACAGGGCGAUCGUGGGCCGAAGGUUUUUCUUCCUGCAGGGAAUGUUGUACAUGUACCGUAUGAUCACUAUGUACGUCACCACUCUUCCAGUACCCAGCAUGCACAUGGAGUGUGCACCCAAGCUGUAUGGAGAUUCUCAGGGGAAGAUGCAGCGUGUUGUGAAGUUGGUGUCUGGAGGAGGUUUGUCCAUCACAGGAUCUCAUCUCAUGUGUGGAGACUUUCUGUACAGCGGACACACGGUCAUGCUGACCCUCACCUUCCUCUUCAUCCAGGAAUAUUCACCUCGCACAUUGCUAUGGCGUUUUUAUCACGUCAUCUGUUGGUUGCUAAGCGCAGUGGGCGUGGUCUGUAUCCUGGCUGCACAUGAGCACUACACUGUGGAUGUCGUGGUGGCGUAUUUCAUCACUUCCCGUCUCUUCUACUGGUACCACACCAUGGCCAACAACCAGACCCUGAGAGCUUCUCCUCGCAACUACCUGAACAGAACGUGGUGGAACUUCGCCUUUAACUUCCUGGAGAAGAACGUUAAGACCACGGUUCCCUGCACAUUCUCGUGGCCCGUGUCCAUUCCAUCCGUGUGCUUUAAGAAUCCCUGCAGGAGUUACUCGAAAGUGCAGAGCACACGAGAUGAAUGAUGAUGAUGAUGAUGAUGGUGAUGAUGAUGGUGAUGAUGUCACCGUGGUUUGAUGAGAAACAACAUCACUGUGACACAGAACUACAAACCGCAUCUGUGCGCAUGAACAUCACGAAGCACAUCAUCUGUCAGAGAUAUUACACACACUUUACGCAGAUUCUGACCGUCUGGACACAAGAGCUUGACUUCUUUUCAUACCGCCGUAUUUGAUUCGGUUUUGUACCUCAAACCAAGUUAAAGGUUUAUUUUAAUGACGUUUACCAAUGAAGGAUAAAAAAUCAUUUGUUUUUGUAUAAUGUUGGUUUUAAGUUAUAUGUUGUUGCCUUGUAAAAAAAAGUCUUACGAAUGUUAUGCAAAUAAAAUGCUAUUUUUAGUA